Messenger RNA from Nematolebias whitei (Rio pearlfish), 4350 nucleotides. It is a transcript of the gene l1cama, whose product is annotated as L1 cell adhesion molecule, paralog a. Gene Ontology annotation, biological process: brain development; cell-cell adhesion. The record is from RefSeq and is a predicted model, not a curated record. The coding region runs from base 1 to 3783 and encodes 1260 amino acids. NCBI's taxonomy places the organism in Eukaryota, Metazoa, Chordata, Actinopteri, Cyprinodontiformes, Rivulidae. The transcript has 27 exons. Gene Ontology annotation, molecular function: cell-cell adhesion mediator activity.
AUGGCAGACGUUGACAGCGUGUGGUUCUCCAACAUCAAGAAAGUUCUCCUGAUAGGCCCUUUCAUUCUGACACCAAAGAGUUAUGACAAGAAGCCUCCUGAGAUCACCAAACAGCCAGAGUCUGCCACUGUCUUCAGCCCUGACGACUUCUCCUUGUGCUGUGAAGCGUCUGGCAACCCUCCGCCCAUUUUUCGAUGGUUGAAGGACGGGGAGGAGUUUGACCCAGGCACUGACCCGGAGCUAAAGGUUACGGAGAGCUUAGGCUCAUUCGAAUUCUCCGUGCUUAGCGACAGUAUGGACACCCUAAAGCAGUACCAAGGCAAAUAUGUCUGCUAUGCAUCCAACGAGCUGGGGACAGCUGUGUCUAAUGAGGCCGUGCUCAGGACUGACGUUCCCCCGUCCCAGCAGAAAGAAAAAAAAGUCACUGUGAAAGCUGAGGAGGGAAACAGUAUUGUUCUGAAGUGUAACCCCCCACAGAGCUCCAUGGAGCCCGUCAUUCACUGGAUGGAUGAGCACCUACGCCAUAUCCAGCUCAGCAAACGGGUGGUGGCAGGGAAGGAUGGCAACCUGUACUUCGCUCAUCUGACAGUCGAUGACAGCAGAGAUGACUACACAUGCCACGUCCAGUAUCUGGCGACACGAACAAUCCUGGCCAAAGAAGCCAUCACCCUGAAGGUCAACCCCUCCAAUUCGUUACUGCGGAACCGGAGACCGCACAUGAUGACGCCUACUGGAAGCAACAGCACGUACCACGCCCUCCGGGGCCAGACCAUAGAGCUUGAGUGCAUCGUCCAGGGCCUACCAGCACCUGAAAUUACAUGGGUAAAGAAGAAUGGCGAGCUGUUGGAGUCCCGUGCCAAGAUAGAAAAGUUUGGCCGAAGCCUGCGCCUCAGUAAUAUCACAGAACGUGACAGUGGCGAGUACCAGUGCAUAGCUCAGAACACCCAGGGGAAGGCCAUACACACAUACAGUUUGACUGUGGAAGCUGCUCCUUAUUGGAAAAAGGUGCCAGAGAGUCAGAUUUAUGCACCAGGCGAGACAGUCAAGCUCGACUGUGAGGCGAAGGGUACCCCCUCUCCCACUAUGAGCUGGACCAUCAACGGGACACCCCUGUCAGCAACUGAUAAGGACCCCAGACGAACCGUGAUGGCAGACACAUCACUGAUCCUCAGGGAGGUCAUCUUUGGAGACACUGCCAUCUACCAGUGCCUGGCCUCCAACAAACACGGAACCAUCCUCACCAACACCUAUGUUUACGUCAUCGAGCUGCCUCCUCAGAUCCUAACUGAAGACAGGAAACUGUAUUCAGUUACCGAAGGCCAGAAGGUUUUACUAGACUGUGAGACCUUUGGCUCUCCAAAACCUAAAGUCAUAUGGGACACCGAGGUAUCGUCUCUUCUUGCAGGUCCAAGGGUAAACCCACUCACAAACGGGGAGCUUCAGAUAUUAAAUGUCACCCACGACGAUAAGGGUCUCUACACCUGCUCUGUACAAAACACCAACUUGUCAAUCAGUGCUGAGUUGGAGGUGUUCAACAGAACAGUGAUCUUGUCACCACCCAAGGAUAUAAAGGUGCAGCCUGGACACACAGCAGUCUUUACAUGUGUGGCCCAUUAUGACGCCAGUCUCAAAGUUCCCAUCAUUCAGUGGAGGAAGAACAAUACAAAGCUGUUUGAAUCCUCCAGCAGUCAAAAAUACACAUUUGAUGGGCCAGAAUUCAGAAUAUCUGAUGUGGAACCAGACGAUGAAGGCUUCUACACCUGUGAGAUCAUCACAUCACUGGACAAGGCUGAUGCCAGUGCCAUGCUCAUUUUAUAUGACCGACCAGAUCCUCCAGUCCUCCUCCAUAUCUCUGAUCCUAAGCAUCGAGCUGUCACUCUCAGAUGGACUCCAGGAUCCAACCACAACAGCCCUGUGCUAGAGUACGUUGUUGAGUUUGAGGACCAGGGUUUGAUAGGGAGGGAUUGGGAAGAGCUAAAGCGAGUAGAAGGGAACAAGGAGCGUGUUGUCCUCCACCUGUGGCCUUACAUAUCCUACCGUUUCCGGGUCAUUGCCAUAAACGAAGUGGGAAAGAGUGACCCCAGCAAACCAUCUGAUAUCCACAACACACCUGCUGAAGCUCCAGCCAACAACCCGGAGGAUGUCAGGAGUGAGUCUGUAGACCCAGAUACUCUGCUCAUCACCUGGGAGAAAAUGGACUACAGGAACUUUAACGGACCAGAUUUCAAGUACAAGGUGCAGUGGAGGAGAGCGGUGGGCAGUGGGCCUAAGUGGCAUGAGAGCAACACAACAGAGCACCAAUUUCUUGUCAACGGCGUUGGCAAUUUCUCCGCCUUUGAAAUUAAAGUUCAGGCUGUUAAUGCAUUUGGGGACGGACCUGAGCCAGACCCGGUUAUUGGCUACUCAGGAGAAGAUGUUCCACUUGAGGCACCAAUGGAUGUGGGUGUUCAACUGAUAAACAGCAUGACAAUCAAAGUAAACUGGUUUGCCGUGGACAGAGAGUCAGUCAGAGGACACUUGCUGGGAUACAAGAUACAUGUAACCAGAAAAGGCUCCAGGAGCCACCACCGAGGCCGACGGUCCAGGGAGUCCGAGAACGUUGUGAUAGAAGAAACUGGGCCCAAAGAAGUGGAGAAGGUCAUCAGUAAUCUUAGACCGUACUCCCACUAUGUUCUGACUGUCAGUGUGUUUAACAAAAAAGGAGAAGGACCCCAUUCUGAGCCUCGGGUCUUCAAGACUCCAGAGGGAGUACCUGGUCCUCCCACAUCUCUGAUCCUGGACAGCCCCUCAGAGACAGAAAUGAUCCUGCACUGGAAACCUCCUGCUCACCCCAAUGGCAUCCUUGUUGGAUACCUACUUCAGUACCAGCGGAUUACAGAGAAUGACGACAGCCCCAUGCAGGAAGAGACAAUCGAUGACCCCGCAGCCACUCACCUCACCCUAACGAGCCUGGACCGUCUCAGCCAUUACCGCUUUUAUCUGAGGGGGCGCACAGCUGCCGGGGAUGGAGAGUCCAGUAUGAUGACGGGGGCCACCACACUGGAAGGAGCACCCCCUGACGACAUCAGUGUAUCUGUAGGGGAGAACUUGGUAAAUGUCAGCUGGGAAGCCAAGAAGAGACAAAGGAAUGUUGGUUUCUACAUCCACUACCUGAAAAAGAACGAUGGCAACAAAUGGAAGAAGUCUGAGAAACUGAACUCCUCUCAGUCCUUCUACCAACUUCAGGGUUUGAGUCCUGGCUCUCACUAUCUCCUACACUUCAUCUACGGCAACACCACAUUCUGGGAUACUGACAUAAACACAGCAGGAACAGAAGUGACAGAGGUGCAGCGAAGCAUUGCAACGCAGGGCUGGUUCAUCGGAGUUGUGAGUGCCAUCGGACUUCUGUUGUUGAUUCUGCUCAUCCUAUGCUUCAUCAGGAGGAGUAAAGGAGGAAAGUACUCAGUGAAAGAUAAAGAAGACGGUCCAAUGGACUCAGAAGUGCGACCGAUGAAGGAUGAAACUUUUGGAGAGUACAGAUCUCUAGAAAGUGAUCUUGAGGAGAAGCGGACAGCGAGCCAGCAGUCUUUGGGUGAGGAGAGCAAGCUCUGCAGCGAGGACACCCUGAACUUUAAUGGCAGCAGUGCCAUGACCACAGAGCUCAACAAUGAUGAAUCUCUGGUCAGCCAGAUCAGCCGUCCAAGUGAGGGGUUCCAUAGCAUGCCUCAAAACCCCACGCUAAACCCCACCACUAUCUCCUCAGCCUCCAACGGCAUGCCCACUUCAGUUAAUAUCCUCAAUUAACCCCUAAACAUCCACCAGGGACCGUCAGACCAAAAUCUGUCAACACGUUUGUGCCCAUAUUCUCUCGCUCCCCACCGACCUGCUGUUUAUUUUGACAUCCAAUGUACAAUUUACUGACUACUCAGAUGCCCACAGCAGUCACAUGACUGAUUAGACUAUUGUGACCAAAGGAGAGUCCAAAGUGGUGGACCAUGCGACUCAAGCCUGACCCAUAAUCUUCUGUUUUCUAUGUAGUUUCCAGGCAGUUUAGCAUCUUUAAUUCAUCCCAUUUUUGUGUAUUUUUGUUCUUACAGCAAACAAAUGAAAUAUAAACAGAAUGUUGUACAUUUUAAAUAUCAGGGGUUCGUGGUGUAGUUAUAUAGAGAUGCAAAUCGCUGCAUUAAACAUAAGAGGAGGAGGAGGAUGGUGGAGCCCAGUAAAGGGAAACUAAUUGUAUACAUCCUGAACAUCUAUCAGGUCUAAAAUCAUUUCUGUGUAAUGUGUACGUCUCAUGCCAUUUAAUGUCUCACGUUGUGCUCGCCAUUCACAUUUUUUAGUUUCGAAAUUUGUAAUUAAACACAAAACAUU